GCGUCCGUGCCUCGCUGCUCACGUGACCCUUCAGCUGACAGCCUUGCGCCACACAGUUCAUUCCUGGCUGAGGGAAGGAGCGGAGCGUGGAAAAUUCGGAGCGCGGCGGUUUGAGGGGAAAGGAAGGAGGCAGGCGGCCCAGAAGGGAGCCGGCAGGAGCUGCAGGGGAGCGCCGCGACCGCCGCCAGCCGAGCGACGCUGCCAUGGCCAGCCAGUCGCAGGGCAUCCAGCAGCUGUUGCAGGCCGAGAAGAGAGCCGCCGAGAAGGUUGCUGAGGCCCGCAAGAGAAAGAACCGACGGCUCAAGCAAGCAAAAGAAGAAGCCCAGGCUGAAAUUGAGCAAUAUCGCCUGCAGAGGGAGAAGGAUUUCAAAGAAAAGGAAGCAGCGGCUCUUGGUUCCCAUGGCAGUACUGCCACUGAGGUGGAAAAGGAGACCCAGGAGAAGAUGACCAUUCUCCAGAACAACUUCCAGAAGAACACCGAGGAGGUGCUGAACAGCCUGCUGAACUUAGUCUGCGACAUCAAACCAGAAAUCCAUUUGAACUACCGCAUCAAUGGAUAGGGGUGGGGGACAUUUUGGCCUUCAGGAGAUGUAUUAAGCAAUAUCGACUCUAGUUGUGCCCCUUCUUUUCGUAAGAGAUGUUAACUUAUUUCCAAGAGUUCUAGAUCUUUUUUUUUUUUUUUGCUGAAACCUCUUGUCUACUUUUUGUAGCAUUUUUGGAGCUCAUCCAAAGAUAUAUAUAUAUAUAUAUAUAUAUAUAUAUAUAUAUAUACACACACACUAGUUAUGCGUUUCAAAAGUGCAUUAUGAUAAGUUUAAAACUAGGUUAAUAUCAGAUGACUUGUGGUAAGUAUUAGAUUGAGUAUUUUAUCCUCAUGAAGUAUUUGAAAGUCAGGAAGGAUAUGAAAUGUUAGAUAACCUUCUGUAUACCUCUUAAAAUUUGUAAACAUGUGAACCACAUACACUGGCAAAUAACAGCCCUCACCAAUAGAGAGUGGCGGUUUUGUUCAUAAAAAGUUCUGAGUCUUACCAUAAAGACUAGUCCAGUGGCUUGUGAAAGUGUGUUUUUUGAAAUAGGUUCUAUUUAAACAGCUUUGCUCUGUAUAUCUUCCUGUUUAACUUGAACUAGAAACCUGCCUUCAAAUAUUCUUGAAGGAAAAGUAAAGAUCUUAUUUCACCUGA
Rhineura floridana is the source of this 1181-nucleotide messenger RNA. RefSeq names its product ATPase H+ transporting V1 subunit G1 (gene ATP6V1G1). The transcript is spliced from 3 exons. Bases 204 to 560 code for a protein of 118 amino acids. Gene Ontology annotation, molecular function: proton-transporting ATPase activity, rotational mechanism. NCBI's taxonomy places the organism in Eukaryota, Metazoa, Chordata, Lepidosauria, Squamata, Rhineuridae. Gene Ontology annotation, biological process: proton transmembrane transport. The record is from RefSeq and is a predicted model, not a curated record. Gene Ontology annotation, cellular component: vacuolar proton-transporting V-type ATPase complex.